Molecule: messenger RNA, 793 nt
Organism: Rhodofomes roseus
Lineage: Eukaryota; Fungi; Basidiomycota; Agaricomycetes; Polyporales; Fomitopsidaceae
Exons: 2
Coding region: 45-689 (214 amino acids)
Source: RefSeq, a predicted model, not a curated record
UCUCAGUCGGUCCGUUUCCCAUUCGUUUCGCCCUCGCCACGACCAUGGCAGUACCUCCUUCGCACGACAUUAAGCAACUGCUUGAUCUACACCCAUCAUCGAAUGAACUUGCGGGGCAUAUAUCCGCCUUGGCCGCACUGGUCUCGAAACCCGACUCUACCAUUCCUGAAGUAAAGUCCUACUCCGACGCGGUCUACUUCAACUACUUCGUGCUCGGGCUCAGCUUACUCUUCAAGCCAGUCAAUGGUUACAAGCCCAAGACUGGGCUGAAGCGGGAGGAGCUGCGCGACUCCGAUCUCGUACUGGACGGCAUCGACAUUUACAAUGUCAUCAAGCUGUCGAAGCCAGGGACCGCGAAGCCGUUCGCCGCGUACCCCAUGUCCCCGCUCGUGCUCUCACUGUCAUCUCAGCCUCCUGAGGAGAAAGACGCGCAGCCGCGUCCUUCUCAGUUCGAGGUCAAGUCUGAGACGACGGGCCAAGAAUUCGUCGCCAGCAUGGGCGAGCCGGACCGGAAGGGCGGCGGUGCAGGGCCAUCCUCUGGGUCGAUCGGAAUAUGGUGUGAAUGGUCGAAAGAUGGUGUCAUGGUCGAGUUUGGUGGCGAAGAGAGUAGGGGCCCACAGGCUUGGGAAAGAGGGAAGGACGCGGUCUGGAAGGUCAUCUCGGUAUUCCCGCCUGGUGGGUCUACUUGAUAGGAUUGGGACAAGUUCACACCGUUGUCCUCCUGCUUACUCUCCGCCCUCGUAAAGACCAGGCCGUGUUCCUCUGUGUCCGGCGUCCAUCCAAUCCUCAACCA